Branchiostoma floridae (Florida lancelet) is the source of this 3297-nucleotide messenger RNA. RefSeq names its product heparan-alpha-glucosaminide N-acetyltransferase-like. The record is from RefSeq and is a predicted model, not a curated record. The transcript is spliced from 19 exons. Lineage: Eukaryota; Metazoa; Chordata; Leptocardii; Amphioxiformes; Branchiostomatidae. The coding region runs from base 196 to 2181 and encodes 661 amino acids.
UAAAUUUCCUCAUCUUGCAUUGUACGAUCUGCAGCAUGUUUAAACACUUUUCUUUGGAAAUGGCCUAAAAUUGAUGCGCAGAUAAGUUAUAUCCAUACAAAUUCAACUUGGCCUUUCAAAACAACAUUUACUGAGAAAAACACCCCUUCGUAUUAGUCGAUUCGCCCAUCCGGGAAGUCAUAUGAUGUUGACAAGAUGGCGGCUGUGUCGGUGAAAACUGUUGGCAAGCUUUUGUUUUUCUUCACUUUCUUCUCAACAGUGACUGUAGUCUGGCUGGACCAAUUGGAAGUAAAGGCAAUAGACUCCCCAACAGAUAAGGAGAUUUUGCAGUAUCAGCUGCAGAGAGACAGCAGACAUCAUCACCAUAUGGGAGAGGUGCCCAGAAUGACCAUGGACACAGCCAUCCUGAAGGUUAACACAAGCCUGGAUUAUGCUGUUCAGAUAUGGGCUGUGUCUGCUGAGUGUCACAAGUGCAAUAUGUCCUUUAUGAUGGAGGUUGAUCCUAGCAUUCCAACUGAGCCCUUCCUGGUGCAGACUACCUUCAUGACACACAUUUCCAUUGUAAAGGACAACCAUGAUGGCACCAAUGACUCCAUCUGCAGUUUAGACAAGUUGUUUGGAGAACAUGGUGAAUACCAGAUGUUCAUCAAUGCCAAUGGACCAAGUGAAGAAAACAAGUUUGACUGUCCUGUGUAUCCAGAUAAAGACCCCAUUGACAGCAACAUCCCCAUCCUGGUUGCCUUCUGCAUCUAUGUGGGACUAGUUCUCCUCUUCUUGGCUGUCAGACAGUUGUACUAUACAAUUGGCAGGUCUCAGUACGCUUGGUUUAUUGGCUAUUUUCCAUUUCGAGAAACAGACAGGCUGGUGAAUUCAGACUUAGGAGCACCAAGUCCAUCCUCCACAGCUACAGAAGACAGAAGCCAGACAGUGGCCAACUCCUCUACACAGCCUGCCUCACAAGGGAUACGUAGACUCCGCUCCUUAGACACAUUCAGAGGGUUGUCGUUAGCUGUGAUGGUUUUUGUAAACUACGGAGGAGGGGGAUACUGGUUCUUCAAACAUGCCAGGUGGAAUGGCCUCACAGUAGCAGACUUGGUCUUUCCUUGGUUUGUGUUUAUAAUGGGCACGUCCAUCGCCCUGUCGUUCCGGAGACUGCUGAAGAAGGGCGUGUCCAGACUGAGUCUGCUGUUGAAGGUCAUCCAGAGGACAGUCAUCCUGUUCCUGUUUGGACUGUUCAUCAUCAACACCAAGAAAGGACACAACUCCUGGUCCACCCUGCGGAUCCCGGGGGUGUUACAGAGACUUGCCCUGACGUACUUCAUUGUUGCCCUUAUGGAAGUGAUAGGAGCUACAGCAGAGGACAGGAACUGGUCUUGGAAACACCGAGGCUAUCUGUCCCUGUACCUAUUACAGACCUCGCGGAUCGCGCCCAUCCGGGACAUCGUGAACUCCUGGGGGCAGUGGCUGUUCAUGAUCGUGGUGGUGACGCUCCAUCUGGUGCUGAUGUUUUGGCUUCAAGUCCCAAACUGUCCAAUUGGUUACCUGGGCCCUGGUGGUCUGUCUGACAUUGCCCACUACAACUGUACUGGAGGAGCCACUGGGUACAUAGACAGGGCCGUCUUCACUGAUGACCACAUCUACCAACAUCCAACACCAAUUACUGUUUACAAGACAGAAGUGCCCUUUGAGCCAGAAGGACUUCUUGGCACGCUGACGUCUGCUCUACUCUGCUUCCUGGGACUUCAGGCUGGGAAGAUCCUCUUGACCUAUCCACAGAAUGGUGCCAGGGUGGGCAGGUGGUUAGGGUGGGCUGUGGCAACGGGAGCCAUUGGUGGGUUACUGUGUAAUGGAAGACAGAACGAAGGAUGGAUUCCACUCAACAAGAACCUGUGGUCGCUGUCGUUUGUGCUAGUCCUGUCCUGUUUUGCCUUCGUGCUGCUGUCUGUGUGUUACAUCAUCGUUGAUGUCAAACAGUGGUGGACGGGAGCUCCAUUCUACCAAGUCGGUAUGAACUCCAUCCUGGUGUAUAUAGGUCAUGAGCUGUGUGCAGACAAACUGCCCUUCCAGUGGGCGGCAUCGCCGACACACGCCAGUCAGCUGGCUACAGACCUGGUCGGGACAACGUUAUGGGUUCUCAUUGCAGUGUGGCUUCACUACAAGAAAUUCUACCUCAAGAUAUAGUCUUCUUCCAAUCAUUCAUCGCAGUGUCCUACUUUAAACUGAAACUGUACAGUUUUUUAAAACCUCUUUGCACUCUUUUCCCAUGUACGGAAACAAAGUGUCAAUCUCUACUCUUUAUGGUCAACCAUAUCAAAUUGGAACAUUUUGGUGUAAUUAUUGGUCUUACACUGUGGCUUGUUAAUGAUAUUAUCAUAUAAAAACAAGCAUUUGCUUCUUGUUGGAUGGAAAUGGCAUCUUAAGUUAUGGCUGUUGUAUAGCCACCUUAAGUAUAUUCUGAGGGGAAAUGGGGAAGUUGUAUGUGAUCUGUCUUCUUUUGAGCACCACCAUUCCAAUUUUUGAUGAAGGUUAGACAUGCAUCUAACCGCUUAGAUUUCUGCUUGCGUAUACUGUAUGUACAACUGUAUAUUACCUCAGGAUAUUAUUUCAAUCAACUUAGUUUUGCCUUUUCUCAUUGCUUCAAAUGCACCAAAACAAUCUCCUUACUUUAUCCAGUUGUGGUAACCUACCAGUAACAUUCCAAUGUUAAAAGAAGCUGGUCUUUUUUUCAUUGAUUUUGUAGUUAUCACAGUAUUACCUGUGUUUACAAUCAAUCAUGGAAAAUAUCAAUGAUUACAUGAGCCUGUAACAAAUUUGUCUACAUUUUAUACUGAAAUGCUCAAUAUGUGUACAUGAUUUGUAUGUGUUUGUAAACUCUGAAAAGACCUUGUGUUGUUAUGUAAUUUGGGUAAAGUUUAAACCAUACACACCAACAUAUGUUGGUGACAAUGUUUAACAUAAAAAUAGAGAGGUACUGAGGCUGUGAUACUACAGGCAAUGUUUGUUCAAUGAUGGAAUUUUAAAUUUUUUUAUAACAGUAUUCUAUGAAAUAUAUGAUAUACCUAAUAUAUAUCAUUGUCGAAAUCUAGUAACAGUACCAAAUCAAAUGUUGGUUGAGACAGUUUGAUAGAUCUAAAUUAAGAAAUACACCCCAUCAACAGACAGUUGCCUAAUAUAUAAGUAUACUUCUCUCUGUUUACCUUUUGCUUAACAAGGAAACAUGACCAUUUGUAUAUGGGUGCAAUCUCUGUAACUUUGUUGUUAAUUGAAACAUAAACAUGAAAUACUGAAUCAUAAUCA